CACGCCCACCAUAUCCAGUAGCCUCCGCCUUACUCUGUGAGAAUUGGCUGUCCGACCAUCAAACCCAGUGCCGAUUCGCUUAAAUCUCUGCCACUCCUUUUCGGCCUAGUGGCGCGCAGCGGCGCGGCAACCGGCGGCAACGUGAGCGGCUGAGAGUGCGGCGGAAGUGGCCGGCGAGCCCCUGCCGACGACAUGUUGCCCCUGUCACUGCUGAAGACUGCGCAGAACCACCCCAUGUUGGUGGAGCUCAAGAACGGAGAGACGUACAACGGGCACCUGGUGAGCUGUGACAACUGGAUGAACAUCAACCUGCGUGAGGUCAUCUGCACGUCCCGGGACGGGGACAAGUUCUGGCGCAUGCCGGAGUGCUACAUCCGCGGCAGCACCAUCAAGUACCUGCGCAUCCCCGACGAGAUCAUCGACAUGGUCAAGGAGGAGGUGGUGGCCAAGGGCCGCGGGCGCGGCGGGCUGCAGCAGCAGAAGCAGCAGCGAGGCCGAGGCAUGGGCAGCGCCGGGCGAGGUGUGUUUGGCGGCCGGGGCCGCGGCAGCAUCACGGGCACGGGCCGGGGACAGCCCGAGAAAAAGCCAGGCAGACAGGCGGGCAAGCAGUGAGGACCCCGGGGUCCCCGCCUCCAGGAGGGAAGAGAGGCCCGCGGUGGGCAGAGGGCCCGCUUCUGGGCUCCCCCUCCAGCUUCGCCUCCCGGCUUUUUAAGGGACCGUGGUACCCUGAGGUGUCACUGGGAUUUUCGUUUUGUGACGCUGCUGUCCCUGCAGUGGACGGGGGUUUGGGGAGAUUCCGUGGGUUCGCCUCAUGACCUGCCCGGCACAGGCCCUGUGUGCGACAGAACAGCCAAGUGUGGCUGUCAUCGCUGUCCCUGAGCUGCCUCUUCCAAAACAUGCCGAUCGAUCGCGUGCCUGGUCCGUCCCCUUCCACUUCCCCUCUCCGUUACAAAAAUAAAACGACUGCAGCGACUGCCUGCAGGCCCGUCUGCCCUCA
Molecule: messenger RNA, 997 nt
Organism: Heterocephalus glaber (naked mole-rat)
Lineage: Eukaryota; Metazoa; Chordata; Mammalia; Rodentia; Bathyergidae
Gene: Lsm4
Product: LSM4 homolog, U6 small nuclear RNA and mRNA degradation associated
Biological process (GO): mRNA splicing, via spliceosome; nuclear-transcribed mRNA catabolic process
Molecular function (GO): RNA binding
Source: RefSeq, a predicted model, not a curated record